ACAGUCGUCUGCCCCAUUCCUCCCCAAACUCGACAUCGAAAUCCCUUCUCCUAAACCUUUAUUCUCCGUUUCCAAUAUGGAUUCUUGCGUCAUUCCUUCCCCUUUUCAGACUCUCAUUUUCGAUUUGGAUGAUACCUUGUAUUCUUCCAAGACUGGAAUUGGCAAAGCUCUUAAACGAAACGUUGAAGAUUUCCUUGGUGAGAAAUUCGGAAUUUCUGAAUCAGAAGCGCAGGAUAUGAACAGACAGCUCUUCAGAACUUACGGAAGCUCCUUAGCUGGCCUUCGGGAUUUAGGGUAUGACAUUCACCCAGAUGAUUAUCACAGUUUCGUGCACGGAAGAUUGCCCUACGAUUUGAUCAAACCGGAAGCUAAGUUGCGUAGCAUUCUGCAAUCGAUCAAACAGCGCAAAAUCAUUUUCACGAAUUCGGAUAGAAUUCACGCGAUGAAAGCGCUGGAUCGGCUCGGAAUCAGCGACUGCUUCGAGAAAAUCAUAUGCUUCGAAACGAUGAACCCUGCUCUGUGGGGACCAGCGUCGAUGGAACAUCCCGUGGUGUUGAAGCCGUCGAUGGAAGCGAUGAGGAUCGGCGUCGACGCCGCGGACGUCGAUCCCCGCCGCACGCUGUUUUUGGACGACAAUGUGAAGAAUAUAGCCGCCGGGAAGGCUGUUGGGCUCCGAACGGUUUUGGUUGGAAGAGCAAGAAAGAGCCAAGAAGCAGAUUACGCUAUAGAAACGGUGACGGAGAUGGUGCAAGGGAUCCCAGAAAUAUGGGUGGGUGAAGGAGAAGGAGAAGGAGAAAGAAGUGGUGAUGAUAAUAAGAGGAUUAGUCACGCCCUAAAUGAUAUGGACUCAGUCUAUGCAGCCACUACGGUUGCCGCUUGAUGGACUUGUACAUCCCCUAUUAAUUGUAUAUGGCCCCGGUCCCACUGCUAAUUGCUAUGUACAAUUUGUAAAUGCAUGUAAAAUGUAAAUUAUGUCUCAAUUGUAGUACUAAUAUUUUUCGAAUUGAAUAUAAUGCUUUUGUUACUGCCAAA
Messenger RNA from Salvia splendens (bonfire salvia), 1032 nucleotides. RefSeq lists its product as uncharacterized. The transcript is spliced from 8 exons. Bases 77 to 880 code for a protein of 267 amino acids. The record is from RefSeq and is a predicted model, not a curated record. Lineage: Eukaryota; Viridiplantae; Streptophyta; Magnoliopsida; Lamiales; Lamiaceae.